Molecule: messenger RNA, 6812 nt
Organism: Chelonoidis abingdonii (Abingdon island giant tortoise)
Lineage: Eukaryota; Metazoa; Chordata; Testudines; Testudinidae
Source: RefSeq, a predicted model, not a curated record
CAUACUAAUAAAUACAUGUUAGAAUAGACAUUUUAACUUUGUAAUUGAUCACGCUUUGUUCCUUGUUAAACAAUCUCUAUUUGCUCAUCUUUAAGUAAAACAUUUUAAUUGUUUUUCUUUUAAGACUGUGAGCCAGAAGAGCUGACUGAUUGGUCUAUGGAUGAAAAAUGUUCCUUUUGUAACUUACACAAAGAAACAGUCAGUGAUCGUACCCCAAUUAUUGGUUCUUCACAGUCAACACCAAGAGAGGAACUGUCAUCUCAGGGCCAGUCCAACACUGAUAAGAUUGAAUGCCAAGCAGAAAAUUACCUAAAUGCACUCUUUCGAAAGAAAGAUCUUCCUCAGAACUGUGAUCCUAACAUUCCCCUAGUUGCUCAGGAAUUAAUGAAAAAGAUGAUCCGUCAGUUUGCAAUUGAAUACAUUUCAAAAAGUAGCAAAAUUCAAGAGAAUAGAAAUGGUUCAUCAUUUGAACCAAGUCUGGUAUGUAAAAAUAUCCAAAUGAACCAAACGGAAAACUCCCUUCAGGAAGAACAGGAUAGCCCUCUAGACCUCACUGUGAAUAGAACUCAAGAACAGAAAACUCAGCAAGGGGAUGGAGUGCUAGAUCUCUCUACAAAGAAAAGCGCAAGACUGGAAGAGUCAGCAUAUGAUCCAUUAUCAUCUGAAAAUUCAGUGUCUGGUUCAAGUUCAACAGCUGGUGCAAAAUCAGAGGAAGCAACUAAAUUGGAAAAAGGAAAAUCAGCACUAAACAAGGUUUUGGAAUCUUUGUGCUCUUACCACUGGCAGCAGAUUUUGGCUAUUUUGAAAUUUUUAAUCCAAGAUAAAAAUGUUCCUUCACUUUGCAGUUGCCUGCAACCUCAUAUUAUCCAUUCAAAAACUCAGAACUCCCUGACUGAAGAUGACAACCAUGUUUUAUUUUGUAGUUGUGAUGGACAUGUGCUGACAAAAAGGUGCUGCUUACAAAUUCAAAAUCCAAACACUUGUUUACCAGAUCUGUGUGUUUGUAUUAAAGAUUUGCACUGUUUGCCAUGUCAGACUGUAGCUACUGGAUGUAUUAAGACAGUGGUGAAUAAAAGGAUUGCUAACAGUUGUAAUCCUCAUAAGUGGUAUACAAGACAACUACAAAACUGUAACAAGUACCCUGUGACAGCAGCAACUUAUACAUCUUUUUCUUCAACUGAAGACAAUGAUUUGUCAAACAGCAUUAAAAGUUCUAGUAGAUCUCGCAGCCCAUCACCCCCUCCAUUAUCACCUGCACAAAAUAAUGAAAUUGAAACAUUGGAAGGAUCACCUAUAGAUUUUCCAGCUUUAGACAACAACAAAUUUGAAAUAACCAUUAAUCAACCUCCAUCUCUCUUGCCAGCAGAAGGAAGCAAUGGAUGGUUUGAAGAUGAAGGUAAACUAUGUAAAGGAAAAGGGUUUGGUUACUCAAAUGAAACUUGGCCAUCAACAGAUCAAGAAAGCAGCAAAUGUGUUAUAAAUUCUGAAAAGUUUGAAAAAGGUGAAAGUUCUGCCAUUUUUCAAGAUUUAAUGGAUCGUAUUAAUGAAAAAUUAAAAUCAAUAGAAACUACAGAUAUAACAAACAAUCUUGUAAAAUGGUCUGACAGUGACAGGGCACCAGAAGAUGAUAAUGUAAAAUUGGGGGACUUCAUAACAUCUCUCUUGCACGAUGUCGAGGCAAGUGAUUACACUUUUAUGGAGUUACUGAGCCAACAUGAUAAACAAGUGGAAAAUAAAAUUAUCCAAACCAGAUUUCGCAAACGUCAGGAAACUUUAUUCGCAAUGUAUAAUUCUCCUGAUUCACCUCUGAUUAGACGACAGUCUUUGCAAAUCAAGAGGGAACUUGCAAGUCUUGAUGAAACUUUUAUAAGGAAAAAGUCAACUUUAGAGAGAAAUGCAAAGAAAUCUACAAAAAAUUACGGUAAAAUGCCCACAAACAAAGGAGACAGUUAUAACAUGUUAGAAGACAAAGCUUUACAAAAUACUGACAAUAAUCUAGGUAUGAGAUGUCAAGCUAAAUCCAUGUCUUUGCCAGUGUGUCAAGCAGAAUCAAUGGGACUACCUCUGGAUAAUUUUGAAACUAACUCUAGUUUUGUAGCAUUUUCAGAAAACAACGUUACUAUAGUAGACCAGACUAACUUUGCAAAAACACAAGAUUAUGCAAUUAAAAAAGAGAUUGAUCAGAGCCCUUUGAGGAAAUAUAAUGGAAUCUUGGGCAGAACUAAACGUAACAUUGUGCCUCCUGGAUGGUACUCUGUAUAUGUAACAAAUGACUUUUUAUGUAGAAAAUCCUCCAAAGCAAAAAAAUCUCCUGAAAAUUUGGAAAGAGAUAAUAUAGCUAAAGAUCUUCAAGCUGAAAGGUCUAUUGAUGUAAAUAAGAUUGUAAGGAACACAAAUCUACAGGUUGUUGUGGAACGCUUGGAAGAUACAAUAAACUUAGCCAAAAAGACUAAAAGUCCAUUGUUCGAUAGUUAUAAAAUAUCCAGUACAAUAGAACGUGAUACGAACCAAACUGCUAGGCGAGGCCUACAUUUUAACAUGGGUGAAAAAGGAGGUGCAGGACAGAGUUUCCUCCCCCAGUCUCACUUGUUAUGCAGCAAUGCAUGCAAAACAGAUUAUGUGCCUACAAGAGAAUACCAAGAAGUUCUAGAUCAAGGACUUGGUAACAACCCUUUGAAAUAUUCAGCCUCUGAUUCAGGCAGAUUGACUUCCAGUAAUGGGGAUGUACAAACAAGAUCUAAAGUUGGGGAGAGUGCAUCUUUCCUAGGUUAUUCUAGCCCAAUAAAACUUAUGUUUGUCUCAGAGGUUAAUAGUAGUGAAGGAGUGAAAUAUACUUUAACUGCUGCCAGUGCAUCUUCUACAGCAAAUACUGAUCUUUGUUUAUUUCAGAAGUAUCCAGACACAAUAUCAGGAAAAAAAUCUAAAACAAGUGAUCUUGUUCAUGAAAUCUGCAUUGGAGACUCUGGAUAUAAUUGUAAUGAAAGUGACACUACAGAGGAAUCAAAUUCUGUUAAUGUUGAGACAAUUGCAGAUACUUGUGCAGCAGAUGAAACUGACUUAAAUUAUUUUAAGCAAAGUGAAGAAUCUUUGGAAAAAUCAAGUAGUGGCAAUGAAUCUGUUUUAAAAAGAAAACCUGGUAGGCCUAAAAAAAUAGGGCCUCAGAUUGUAAAACAGGUUAAGCGACCAAUUGGACGACCUCCAAAGCCUAAAAUAGACACAGCUGAAAAUAGUGACCAUAGAUGUGAACCAACCAGUAUUGGGAAAACCACCAAAUCUGAUGUAACGGUAAUGAAAGAAGUUAUCAGUAACAAGAAUAUUACUGUGACGGUUGUUUUUGGAAGGUCAAGAAGAACUAAAAGGCAUGUUUCUGAAGGUAAUAUAAAUAUAAUUAAUGCUAUGCCUACACAACAUGUUUCCAAUUUUAUAAAUGAUUCUAGUGAACUGAGGAAGAAUACAGAAACUGAAAGUGGUUUUGCAGAAAUAGUAAAAGUCUUACAGAAUUCUGCUUCUGAAAAUGAAGUCUCUGGGUCUGGUUAUGAGUAUAUUAGACCUAUCAAGAAUAAUCCACUGUUACCGCACCUUUACAGCAAUAUCAUACAACCAAAUCAGAAGCCUUUAACUAUCACUAGAAAACCUGGUAGACCAGCAAAAGUAAAAAUCUCUGGCAUAUCAGUGACUAUUAAUAGAGUUUCACCUCAGGAAAGAAAAGUAAGUAUUAGCGGCUGCCUGCCUCCAUUGCAGCAACAGCAUAUGUUAGAAAAAAAUAUAUCACAAGAGAAGAAUAAUCAACCGUGCAGUAAGAUGAAUGAAAUAAAGAGCAUUCAGAAUGACACUACCAAGGAUGCAUCUGUGAUUACUACUACAGAAUCAAGAAAACAUGAAAUUCCUUUGAGGCAUUCUGUUAGAGACAGAAGACCAUCACUGCAUUUCUUACAUUCGUUAGCAUCUUCUAGCACAUUUACUUGUAGAAGUGCCUUGCUACGUAAAUCUUAUAAGCUCCAUUUGAAAAAAGCUAAGGAUCAAAAGGAAAAACAUAUGCAAUCAAAUCUGAGGCUAGCAUCCAAGGAUACCUCAGAAACCAAAAAUUCAGGGAGUGAAGAAAAGGGUUCUGAGAUAAAUGAAUUUAGGUCCGUUAAUGAAAUAUCACUGGAUCCCAUUUUUUCAUCAAAUCCUUCUCUCAGGUGGUGGGCUACUUCCACUUCACGUGCCACCUUGUUGGAAGAACUAAAUAAUAGAUUUGAACAGAUAACUAAUAGCUGGUUGCAAGUGGGUGGAAAUGAAUUUGAAAAGUGUUUAUAUGAAAAAAGCAAUCAUGUUGAACAAGAUUGUAGCAUUAAAGUGUCAAGACCUUUAGAUACCUGCCUUGUAGAACUUGAAGCAUCACCUAUAAAAAUGCUUUUUCAGAAGAAGUGUAAUAUAAAUGAACUUAGUACUUGGUUUAUGCAAACAACAGAAACGCAGUCCCUCUCUCUAGUGAGAAAGGCAAAUGCUCGCAAUCCUUUGGAAGUAAUUAGUACUAGAGAGAUUAAGAUGGGAAGUAAACAAUCUGAUCUUAAUACUAGUCCUUUCAGAAAGCACUUUAAAAAGUUUGCACUAUCCUCUCCUUCAGAACCAGCUGGGAAAUUACAAAUAUUGCAUAAAAUGGUCCAGGCUCCAGUCUUAAAUAUGAAAAGUAAUUUCACGCUAGCCAGAUUAAGAAGAACUGAAUUUAAGAAGUUACAACAUGACAGGUGGAGACAAGUGAAAAAAAUGUAUAACCAUGGAACAGGUGACUGGAAAUCUAAAAGGCGUAAUUUAAGAUUUUUCUGCCAAAGCCAGUUUUUUAAAAAUACAAGUGGGAAAAUCAGUGAUGUAGUACCCACACACCAAGGAAAAAGUACAGUAAAAACCCAGCCCACUGAAAUCUUAGAAUGUCACAAUAGAGUCUUGCCAACAGGAACUGAAGUCAAAGAUGCAUUUUUUCCACAGACAAUAGAAUUGUCUGACUUCAGCAUACAUCCUGGUUUAACAAAUAUUUUUAAAUCACGUUCAGAGAUAAAUGGAACAAGUUAUAAUCAAAAAAAUGUUGGAAAAUCACAGAACCAACUUAAAAUGAGUCAAAGUACAUGGAGAGCCAAAACCUUUAAAGAUUGUAGAAUAUUUCUGAGAAAACUGAACCAUAUAGAACAGCAUAAAUCGUUCAAGUUAAAUACCAUCAUUUACUCUCCGGAAGCUGUUGAAAGUAGAAGCACUGAAGAAAAAAGGCAUUGUGCUUUAAAGUCCUAUUCUGCAAGGCAAGAUGCAUUAAAGAUCAAAGAAAAGGAUGUGGAGACAUGUAAGGGAACUAAUCCUUCCAAAAUGACUGCAGUGCUGGAUGACCAAUUAGACAGCAAAAAAUCAAGCACAUGCAUAAAAAAUGAGAGCCCUGCUGCUAGUUUUGAAGUUCUUAACAAAAUAAACAUAAGAAAAAGACCACAAUGGGAGACCACUGAUAUGAAUGUAAGAAAAAGGCAUAAGAGACAAUCAUUCAAUACUGGACAAAUGGCGAAUUGUUACUCAAAAUACCAACUAGGGCCUCUUAAUCCUGUUGGACUGUCUUUGCUGGGAGGAUUUGCAAGCAGAACUGCUGAAUACUCCAUGACCCCAAUUCAAAUACCACUUCAUGGAAGCACCCAAGUCUAACUUCAAUAACUACAUAUUUUCAAGAUGAACGCGUCUAUCACCUAGUCCCUCAUAAUAUGUACUACUGUUAAUGCACCUGAAACAGACCUCACUGCAGUAAUACUAACCAUUCUGCAUCAGAACUAGAAACUUAGUCUUUCUACAGGCUUUAGUUUAAAUUCAGCAAAUUGGUACUAGUUUUGCUGUAAGGCAAAAUGUUCUGUUGUAUGUAAGGAAGACUCCUGAAAUUGCAAUUUCAUGCUGUUUGUCUGAGAUUGCUGAAGUGAGCCAUAUCUUUCCUUAUGUGUGGCUUUCUUGCAUUGUGAAUAGGAAACUAAGAGUUUUUGCUUCCUUCAACUCAUCCCUUUUUGGGGGCAGAGUUUGACCAGCCCUGGAUCUGACAGGCUGCUUGGAACACAGAACUUUCAGAUCUCAGGGAUUAGUUGAUGACAGAGCCAUCUCUACACAGAUGUCCUGUAAUUGAGCACUGGUUCCUCUCCCCCUUCCCCACCAAAGCAUGCAACAGUAUGGUUCCAGAAGCUGCUGCUAGGGGAUUUUCCUGAAGAGACCACUGCUUAUCACUCCUUGGAGAACAUUGGGAUGGCCAGACUAUAGAGCGGAAGAGCAAGUAAAUUAAAGCUGACUAGGUUCAGCAAGCAAAUGAUUCCUGCUUUCCCAUUGAGUUGGUGGGGUCACCUUGGCCCAACCACAUGCACAUGCCCAGCCUUAUAUUUGUGGAGCACCUGUGGAGGGGUUUCCUGGGGUCAGGGAAAGCUGGAAAUGAAGCCACAGAGACUGGAAUCCCCACUCUUGUAAACAGACCAGUAAUUGACUCCACUGGAAGUGGAGAAAAGUAGUAGGACCAUUGUUAGGGUCAUGGUGUAAUCUGCAGCUCUGCUCUUCCCAGCAAAAGGCAUCUGUGUGGAAAGACCAGACAGAACAGUUGUAGAUGUGAGACAUUUACGCAGCCGUUUCUAUUACUUAGAACACAAUACUGAGUGCAGCACUGUACAUACUAAGCUUUGCUUGAAGAACAAACAUUUUUAAAAGUUAGUUGUAAAAUGUACUGCGUAAGCACAGUGGUAUUUAGGAAAGAAUUCUACUAUUUUUGUGUUCAUUGUAAAAUCUCAUAAUUCAAAAUAUAUUUCAAAUAAAUGUACCAAUAUAAUCAG